UUCUCUUUGCAUUUGGGGGGGUUCAGGGUGUCAUUUUCAUCCGUGUCCGUCCCGCCCCCUCCAUGAGUACACCCCGCACACGCUCCAAGUCCCAAAGUGGCCACAGAGACUCUGAGACUCGGACUAAAGUGGCAAGAUGAGCGCCCUGUGUCCGCUCCUGUCUGUCCUCUUUCCGGCACUGCUAUACCUGCUCCAGACUGUCCACGGAGCUUCCUAUUUUGGGGACAGCUACUGUCGAAUAGAUGUCACUCAGGAUCUGUCAAGUUUUCAAGUGUCGCUCCAAUUUAAAACAGGCAGACGAAGCGGUCUGCUCCUACUGGCUGCGGGACACAGAGAUUACCUCUCGUUGGAGCUCUACAAUGGCAGAUUACAGGCUAGGAUUGACAUGGGAUCUGGAGAAAAGGUUCUGGCCUCCUCCAUGGGUCUCCAGCUCAGUAACCUUCUGGACCAUCAUGUGUCUCUCAUUCUGAAAGACUCCAAACUUACUAUGGCUGUGGACAACCUGUACACAACCUUCAUCCCAAUGGAGGGUACAGAUGAGGACCUGAACAUUGACCAGGGCGUGUUCCUUGGAGGCGUGAGAGACCUGGAAGUGGAGUACCUGAGCACAGCUGUGCCCUCCCUGCGUGGGUGCAUGAGCAAUGUUGUAUUUGAGUCUUAUGACUUCGAUAUUCUAGCUACAGCGGCUCCAGUAUGCUAUGACACCAAGGAGACCUGCAGCAGCGAGUUUGAGGCAGGGGAUGGAGACACCACAAGCUUUAUCAGCCCGGACUCAUUCAUCUCUUUCCCUACUUGGACCAGACCUAGCUCAAACUCCCGUAGUCUGGAGAUGAUUAUGAAGACGACCAUUGAGGAUGCUUUGUUGCUCUUCCACCCAGGAUACCAGGCAGACUUCAUUGCAAUUGGAAUGGCAGGAGGGUUCUUGAAAGGUGUAAUCGACCUGGGAAGUGGGAUGUAUGUGCUGGACAAUGUGAAAGUCAAAGUGGAUGACGAUCAGUGGCACAGGGUAACCAUUCAGAUUGACCCCAACAAGUUCCAGAUAAAUGUGGACAGUCAACUGGUUUCAGUCCCUCUUAAUGAGACAGAAAACCUGGAUCUAGUGGGGAACCUAUACCUGGGAGGCAUUCAAAGGAAGAUGAAGGAUGUGUUUCAAGAUGACUUUUUAACUCGUGUGGAGGAGGAGAUCACAACUGAGUCCUUUAUUGGAUGUUUAGGAGAAAUCAAAGUGAAUCAGAAAGGCAGAAGCCUGCAGGACGCUCUGAUAACUAAAGACAUUCAUGUGAAAUGUGAAGGGGAAUAUGAUUACUCCACUUAUGAUGAUGAUUUGGAGCCAACAACUUCGCCUCCAGUAAGAAUAACAUAUGUUGAUUUCAAUGCUGAUGAAAGACAUUGUUUCCCUACAGAGGACUUACCAGAAAUGUUCCACAAUGUUUCCAAGCUUCUGGACAUCACUCCUCUGCUAGUUCCUGAGGGAGGAGAAGCCAUUGUCGACAUACUAAACCUAAACCCAACAUUUAACCUAAACUCUGCAGGUGUUCGUCAAUCUCAGAUCAUCUUUACUCUGCUAAACAAUCCCUGGUAUGGACAGAUUGAUAUGAACUCAAGACACUCAAAGAAGUUUACCCUUCUGGAUGUUGCAAACAAGAAAAUCAAGUAUCUCCACGAUGGCAAUGAAAAGUAUGGAGAUCAAAUCCAACUGGAGGUCAUUGCACAUGGAACGAAUCUCCCUGAGUGCUUGAGUGUUGCACGCCAAUAUGUACUACCGGUGGAGAUCAUCCCCGUCAAUGACAUCCCUCAGCUCAGUGCAGGUGUCAUCUCAAUCACAGCUAAUGGGCGCACACGUUUAAGUCCAAACCUCAUCAAAAUCUCAGACUCAGAUAAUCGUUGUGAUGAACUUAAGGUCACAGUCACUUCGGACCCUACCUCUGCUGGAUAUCUGGAGAAUGCUCAACAGCCAGGAUUUGGUCUAAGAGAGUUCACCUGUAGACAACUGAAAGAAGGAAAUAUCUACUACAUUCACAGGGGAGGAGAAGUGCCUGGACUUACCCUGCAGGUUUCAGAUGGAGAUUUGGUUAGCCAGUCAAGCACAUUUAAAUUGCUCAUCACACAGCCACAGAUUAGUCUGGUCACAAAUACUGGCCUCGUGAUCACUCAGGAUAGCAGUGCUCCUAUUGGAAUACAAAAUCUGGCCAUUUCUGCAACUCCAAAAACUGGAGAUGUUGUUUAUAAUAUCACUCAGCCACUUCUAUUUGGAGAACUGCAGUUGAUAUCAGACAAUGGGGUACCAAAAAGAGUCACACUAUUUCAUCAGUCUGAUCUGGAGCAGAACCGACUGAAAUACAUUCCCAACCUCACAGCUGAUCACAACAGCAUAGAAACCGAGUUUAUUCACUUCAGUGCACAGCUCGGACAGGUCAUUCUCCCAGACAACAGAUUUAUCAUCAAGAUCAUGCCUGCCAUUUUGGGAAUAGCUAAAAUGGUUCCUCUGGAAGUUGAAGAUGGGCAGCAAAAGGUCAUUAAGCCUGAGCAAUUACAAGCUUUUGUGAGGAUAGACCAAACUGAUUCAAGAACAGUCCAGUACAUGAUUCUGAAAUGCCCAGCCCAGGGAGUCUUGAUGCGGCUUGAUAAAGACUUGUCUGAGGGUGAUACCUUUACCCAACAAGACAUUUUGAAUGGUUUCAUCAGUUACAGCCCUCGUGUCCGCAGAGCAGUUGACUCUGAGGAUCAGUUCCAGUUCAAAGUAUUUGCAAAGGAUCAGUACUCCAGAGAAUACACCUUCCCGAUCAAAAUCAAGGCUGAUUCUAACGCUCCUGUCCUAACCAACGAGAGACUUGUUGUGCUGGAAGGUAAGGAAAACAUCAUAAAUAAAGAAUAUCUCUGGGUUCAAACCUCCACUUCAACAGACUUUGUGUACAGAAUAACACAAGAUCCCAAACAUGGUCGUCUUAUCAGAGACUCUCCACCCGGUGAGCAAAGAUUUGAGGGUGCAAUUCGGGUCUUUAGCAAUGAGGAUCUUUCUUUGAACAGGCUGAUUUACAAACAUGAUGGAUCGAAAACAAGCCAUGACCAGUUUAACUUUCUGGCAUUUGAUUCAAGAGGUGGCAAUGGUGGACAAGAUGAGGGUCAUGAGGUACUGAAGGGAGUGUUUAACAUUGCAAUACAGUCCAGGAAUGAACAUGAACCUCAAAGGAUAAUUCACAAACCUUUUAAUGUUGUCAGAAAUGGCCAGCGUUUAUUAACCACUGAUGACAUUCUGUACAUAGACGAUGACUCUGACUUUAAUGACACCCAACUAGUUUAUGCGAGAGUGGGAAUUCUUUCAGGAAACAUCGUCUCCUCAGUAGACCCAACACAGCCUCUCUACCGCUUUACCCAGGCUGACCUGAGGGACAGGAAGGUUUUGUUUGUUCACCAUGGGGCAGAUCGUGAGCGAUUCCAACUUCAAGUAUCUGAUGGUUUGCACAAGACCACAGCUGUACUUCAGGUGCAAGCAGGUGACCCUUAUCUACAUGUAGCCAACAAUACCAUGGUGGUCAUGGACCACGGUAGCACCAAGACACUGAACACCAGUCUGUUAAGUGCAGAGACCAACAUGGACAUCAGAAGUGCAGCUGAGAUCAUUUAUGAUGUGACUUCUGCUCCCAGUGAUGGUAGGAUUAUAGUCAGUGGAAUUGAAUCUUCCACAUUUACACAAGAGGACCUGACUAAGGGUGUGGUUUCCUACGAACACAACGACCAGAGCCUUAGCUCGAAAGAUUCCUUUGCCUUCAGUGUGCACGCUAAGGGUUGGUCCACACAGGGCACUUUCAAGAUUAAGAUAUUCAAGCAAGGUUACCUGUCAGAGCCGCAGAUUGUGUCAAACAAGGUGGUCAUUGCAUAUGAAGGGGAGCACUCUGUUAUUGACCAAACCCAUCUGAAGGUGGAGCAGACAGACAUCCUGCCCAAAGAGAUGGUGUACUCCGUCAAAGACUUUCCACGGUUGGGUCAUGUGGUCAAACUCAACAAUGACUCGGACAGCACAGCAUCACACGUGCUGGACUACAUUCAAUCCUUCACGCAGGAGGACAUAAACCGGGGUAGAAUCCUUUACGUCUCCGCCUCCCUGCAGGGCCGGGACCACUUCACAGCCGACGUCAGUAAUGGUUUCACCACUGUGGAAGAUCUGGAGGUGCAGGUGGACAUUGUUCCACGCAUCAUACCCGUCCAGGUGGUCAACCUCACCGUGAGGGAGGGCGGAUCCGUGGCGCUGACCCAAGAGGUUCUGAAUAUCACACACCCCUACUACAGGUCCAUUAACAUCGAGUUUUAUAUGGAAGAAGCACCUCAGCAUGGAGAUAUCAAGUAUCUGGAGGAAGAAGACGGACUUGACACCUUCUCCUGGGAGGACGUACAACAGGGACAGGUGUACUACCACCACGACAGCAGUGAGACCACAGAGGACAGUUUCACUCUUAUGGCGUCUGCUUUUGACAUCACCCGCCGGAGUGCUUCCCUGAUAGUCGGCAUCACCGUCAUCCCUGUGAACGACGAACCGCCUCGCAUCCAACGCAACACUGGACUGGAGCUCCUAGUUGGCGAGGAGUCUGAAAUCACAGCCAAUAUGCUGAGCAGCGAUGAUCUGGACACCCCUCCAGAGGAGUUGGUGUAUUCAAUCGAGAAGCCCAGCAAUGGGAUUGUUGCCUUUAAAGUGUCUUCACAUGACAGUGUGGACAGUUUCACCCAGGCUCAGAUUAAUAAUGGAGAGGUUUUAUUCAUUCAUCAGGGCUCAGAAUCGGGUGGUUUCAGCUUCACUGUGACUGAUGGAGAACACACUUCACCUCUCUACCACUUCGCUGUCAAGGCAAGACAGCUCACCAUCACCAUGGAAACGGAGGGAGAACUCAUGGUCUUCCCAGGCACCAGGCAGGUGAUCAGUGGAGAUAUUUUGCGGGCUAUAACAAGUGAAGAUGGUGAUGAAAUCACAUACUCGCUGGUGAAACCUCCUCGCUUGGGACGAAUAAUCAAACCUAACCAACUUGGACAGUUUGAAGAGAUCACCAAAUUCACACAGACUGAGUUGGAUGCAGGUGCUGUGUAUUAUGAGCAUCAGAUGCCGCCUGAGCCCUUCUGGGUCCUGAAAGAUUCUGUUGAGCUGUCCCUCACAUCGCCUCCAGCAACAGAGCUGCAACACAGCCUGCCAGUCACUGUCUCAUACUAUGCAGCCAAUCGAAACGUCUCUUCUCAGCUCUGGAAGAACAAAGGUGUGUCCGUGGUGCAGGGGCAGUCUAAAGUGAUCGACAAAUCUGUUCUGGAUGCCUCUAACCUGCUUGCCAGUUUGCCUGAUCAAAAGCGGAAGGGGCAGGACAUCGUCUACGAAGUUCGUCGGUUCCCUGUUCAUGGACGACUCACUCUCGGAGGGUCUGACCUGCCCCGUGACGCUCCCCAUUUCCUGCAGGACGAUGUGGCACGUGGUGAUCUGGAGUACUAUCACGAUGACUCCGGAGCAUCUUCUGAUAGCUUCUCUUUCCGUGUCCAUCUGAACCCCAGUGGCCGAACCCCACAAGUUCAGCCCGGUGCCGUGGUUCUGGAGGAGAUCUUCCUGAUCUCCAUCAGACGGCGAGACUCAAACCCACCAGAACUCGCAAGCUUGGACCUGCUUUUAGAAGCACUACAGGGUUCCACGACCAUCAUCUCCAAAAACUACCUCAACACGGUCGACCAGGACAGCACACCGGACGAGGUCCGAUUCACUAUCUCCAAGAGUCCAGCUAAUGGAUAUCUCAUCUACACUGACAAUGGAGACCGGAUCAACCAGUUCAGCCAGGAAGACAUCAACACUGGGCGGGUUGCUUUCGUCAGCGAUGGAAGUCUGUCCGAUGGCUUCAUGGAAUUUAUAGUAUCUGAUGGGAAACACCAAACGAACCCGUACACACUGCAUAUUGGAAUCCUGGCCAGGUCUCUAAUACUGAACAAAGCUCCGGAGAUCCACGUAAGGCAGGGAGACGAUGAGACACUAAUCACCGAGGACAUGCUGAACACCUCCACUGGGGGUCCUGUUGAGGAGGAGGUACUCUAUAAGAUCACCAACGUCCCAAAGUACGCAGCUGUAAUGGUGGACAGACAGCCAACCUCGGCUUUCACGCAGAAGCAGAUUAAACAGGGAAGAGUAAGCGUCCGUUUCGUGAAGUCCACCUCACCGAGAGAUACCGUGGCCUUUGUGGCCCGAAGCAGGGCAGCGAACGUGUCCUCAGUCCUCAACAUUACUGUGAAACCACUGGCGAAGGUGGCCCAGAAUCCCGUGCUCCCCAGAGGUGCUACUGUACUUGUAGACAGAAAGUUGUUGGAUGCAACACCUCUGGCCAACAAGACCAGAACAUCUCCAACCUUCAGCAUGAUCCAACAACCUCAAGGAGCUCGGUUCAUCAAGAGGGGUGGGCCGGAUGAUGGCCAACCAGUGAGCUCCUUCACCCAACGAGACCUGGAUGAAGGACGGGUAGCUUUGGAGAUCUUAAACACAACUGGGGGUCAAAACGCUGGAAGUCAAAGUCAAGAUGAAGCACGCUUCCUCCUAAAGGCGCACGGCGUUCCUCCUGCAGAGUGCGUCUUGCCCUUCCACGUUGUUCCUUACGACCCAUCUAGAGUUUAUGGCGCCACACUGCUCAAAGUUCCACCGGUGUCCGUUUCCGACAAGAGUGACGCAGGUCAACCCGAGCCCAGGUGGAGGGAAGAUGGCGACGUGACUCCUGGCAGCACUGGAGCCACUCCUGUGGUGUCUAGACGGAACACGCUGUGGGCUAUCCUUAUUCCCAUCCUUGUCAUCCUCCUACUCAUGCUCCUGGCUGCACUACUGGUAUACUACUUAGUCCGACGCAACAAAACUGGGAAGCACAAUGUCCAAACAGUGGCAGCGAAGCCCAAGAAUGGAGAAGUGAGUCAGGAGACUUUUAGGAAAACCGAUCCUGCAAACAACAUCCCCAUGUCAAACAUGGACUCCAAAGGGGCAGAUCCUGAGUUAAUACAGCACUGUCGGACAACAAACCCAGCACUGAAAAAGAAUCAGUACUGGGUUUGAGAUGGGGAGGCGACCGGACACUUGUGUUUUCAAGGCCUUGAAUCAUUCCAGUCAGUGUUAUACAGUUUUCUUGCCAUUAUUGAUGCUUAUGAAUUAAAGUUCAGCACAUGUCUGAGUUUAGGGUUUCUAAGGCCCUGUUUACACCUGGUAUUAACAUGCGUUUUAGUCGAUCGGAUCACAAGUGGACGACGCUAAAUAUACAGGUGUAAACGGGGUGUAAAACAUUUUGAGUUUGUCUGCUUUCGACCACUUCCAGAGGUAGUCGGAAACGCAUUCGACCGGAUUGCUUUCGUAGUGUAAACACUCAUGCAUUCGUACACCCACUAAAGACCGCCUGCUCUCCGCCUGCUGACCUUACGCCUACUUAUGAAAAGCGCGCUAGCCAGACGGGAUUUAAACUUUGUCGGCUGAAGACCCAAGUUUGGUGUAAAGAUGAAAAAUGUACCAAGCACAAUGUUCUCUCACCAUUCCUGAUUUCUAAAACACACUUGCAGUGUUCUUGCGGCUUUCAGAGCAGAAACAAAAGCUGAUGCUCUCCGUAUGUUUUUCCUUCGUCUCCGGGUGCGUUCAUAUGUAAAUUGCGCAAGCUUAUUUUGUCCAUUAGAUCAAAAGAUCUGAAAAAAACCCAUACAUUUAACCACCCAUAGGCCCUCCCCUCAAAGAAAUCAGGACAGAAGUGGUUGAAAGUGGACAAAAGAGAUGGAUUAAAACACCAGGUGUAAACAAGUAUGUCUCCCUCGUCCACUUGUGAUCCGAUCGACCAAAACGCAUCUUAAUACCAGGUGUAAAGUGGUCCUUAGAUGGCACAACCAGAUCUGUGUGUGUGCUGAUGGUCUAAUAGUCAUUUUUCAGCUGAGGCUGAAUUAACAAACUUUUAAGGUACUUUUGGACAAGAACAUAGCAUAUGUUUGAACAAUCUAUUGUAUGUAUGUUUAGGCAGUAAAUGGGUUAAGAUCUUAUUUUUCAGUGUUAUUUACGUUUAUGUUUCGUGUUUGUGUUGCUUUUAAACACUGAUCAAUAUAUGUGUGUUUUUCCCAGUAGCCUGUUUUCUUUUGUGACACAUUGUGCAAUUUAAAAUUGUUCUGACAAUUUGGCACCUUUGUGAUCACUUGUUUUGAAGGAAUACAAGUUAAGCUCUGUCAACAGCAUCUGUUACAUGAUGUUGAUUACCUAAGAAAAUAACAAAAAGUCAUGCACUUAUAGUGGAAGUCUAUGGGGUAAGUUGUCACACAGAAGUAUAGAAACAAGAUUUCAGCAUUCUACAUUACAUGAGACUGCUAUGUAAAAAUUACUUACUAAUCUUGUCUGUGAGAAGUUAUCCAAAACUUAAACCAGUUAUGACCGUGUAAAGCCUGUAAACUCUGAACGUAUGUAGGUAAAUUCAUCUGUUAGAAACGUAAUCCCACCUCGAAAGGCAUGAUUCGGACCAGUUUUUCCCAAUCCUGUUCCUGGAUGCACACCAACAAUACACAUUUUUGAUGUCUCCCUUAUCUGACCCAUUUAUUUCAGUGAAGUUUCUAAUCAGAUCAGGUGUGUUUGAGUAACAAGAGUUCGAAAAUGUCUACUGCCUCUACGCAGCACAUUUAAAUUUCCGCAAAAAUCAAUGAGGUUCAUUCUCAUGUUACGCAGCACAUUUGAGCUUCUGCAAGAACCAAUGAGGUUCAUUCUCGUGUUACGCAGCAUGUUUGAGCUUCUGCAAGAACCAAUGAGGUUCAUUCUCGUGUUACGCAGCAUGUUUGAGCUUCUGCAAGAACCAAUGAGGUUCAUUCUCGUGUUACGCAGCAUGUUUGAGCUUCUGCAAGAACCAAUGAGGUUCAUUCUCAUGUUACGCAGCACAUUUAAACUUCCACAAGAACCAAUGAGGUUCAUUUUCAUGUGUUACACAGCACAUUUGAGCUUCUGCAAGAACCAAUGAGGUUCAUUCUCGUGUUACGCAGCACAUUUGAGCUUCUGCAAGAACCAAUGAGGUUCAUUCUCGUGUUACGCAGCAUGUUUGAGCUUUUGCAAGAACCAAUGAGGUUCAUUCUCGUGUUACGCAGCAUGUUUGAGCUUUUGCAAGAACCAAUGAGGUUCAUUCUCGUGUUACACAGCACAUUUAAACUUCCACAAGAACCAAUGAGGUUCAUUUUCAUGUGUUACGCAGCACGUUUGAGCUUCUGCAAGAACUAAUGAGGUUCAUCCUCGUGUUACGCAGCACAUUUAAACUUCCACAAGAACUAAUGAGGUUCAUUCUCGUGUUAUGCAGCACGUUUGAGCUUCUGCAAGAGAUUUGUUCUCAUUUUUGGUUGAAAUAACUCUUAAUAUAAGUAGCUUAACAAAAAAUCAACCAGCAAAUUUCAGAUUUUAAACCCUUUGGAGUACAUUACCCCAUAGACUCCCAUUGCAAGUGCUUAUUAUUUUUCUGUGGUAACUGACAGCAUAAUAGUCAUAAUAUUCUUAAUUAAGCUCAAAGUAUGCUUUGGCAUGAUGUAAAUUUCAACAUCAGCGCAAUUUUGAGGGAAAUAUUGGUGGGUGCACUAUGUGUCAACACUCAUAGAUGGGCUGUGGCUUGUUUUAAAGAACCAGUCAAAGAAGGUGUAAAAUGUAGGGAAAACUGCAGAUGAUAAAGGUGGAAACAACAACAGUCAGAAGGUACCCAUGUUUGUACAACUCAUUUGAAAGUGUAUAAGGAUAUCUUUAGCUGUCUAAGCUACUUAUUCUUUGUACUUCAGAGCAGCGAAAUCACAGAUGUCAGCUUUGUGCUGUCCUCUACAGGUCAGGCGGAGUAUUACAAUGCAGUCAUAGUGUGGUCAAAAAAAGGCUAGUAUGGCAGGUGGACAAAUUAAACAUAUGUGCACUUAGUUCUGUCAGAUUAUGGUGCUAGUGCCACUUUGAAAUCAUAUCAUGCCUGCUCAAAUAAGCCAUGUUAUGUUAUCUUCUCACUUUUGACUUAACCAGUGCUGCAAAAUUUGAUGGAUCAAGAGAAUUCACAUUUACUAAUCCUCAUAUCAGUCAUGCGAAAGUAAAACAAAUGCUUUUAGUUAUUUUUCUAUAUAAAUCUAUCUUUUCUACUCGGUUUGUUGUAUUUGUUUUGUCCGUAAAUGCUUUCAUCCACUGCACUGAUUACAGGCACUGAAGAACUGUAAAAGUUUUCUCCUCCAGAACUGCAGCCACGGACAGGAAGCGAGUCAGCAGUGGCUGAAUUCACGCUGUGUUCUGAUUGGCUGCAGGGAAGAUAUGAGGUCAUUAUUCCUCAGGCUGCAGCGACUAUUUUCCAGAGCUGUUUCUGAGUUCAGUUCACACAACUUUUGUUUUAGGUUUCAUUAAAGGAAAAUGUGCAAGUUGUUGCAUGGUUGGGUGAAAGUACGUCUGCACAUACACGUUUUACAAAAUUAUGUCUAGGGUGUACAGAAAUAUAGUGAUUGCAUAUGAGGAAAUAAAGAAAUUGAAGUGCGGCUAAAGGAAUAAUUCACCCCCCAAAAAAAAAUUCUGUCAUAAAUUUACACAACCUUACAGUUCUUCAAAACUUUGUGACACUUAAAUUUAAUUAAUAUACUUUUAUGGUACUUUUUGGGUGAAAAAAACACCCAUUUUACUAAAUCAUUUUUUGUGCGUUCCACGGAUCAUACGUGGAUCGACCUGAAGAUGAGUAAACAGUUUUAAUUUUCUAUUCCUUAAAUGUUUACCGAAAGACUGCCCAUUAUCUCUGGUUCUCUCUGGAUUGCAGUUAAUUAUUGGGAUUUUCACUGGCUGAACUGUAUAAUUAGAUGUUUUAAUUGGUCGCUUAUCUGACAAUAACGAUGUUCCUUAUAAUCAUAGACCAAUACCUUCUCGUCAUUCCUGAGUGUAAUUAUAGAGAGAAACGAUCGUUUCCCAAGGUACUGCAUAUGGAAUUGAUAUCACUGUUGAUCUGAUUUUCCCUUUUCUUUAUUAAGCUAGUAUUAACUGCAUAUCCUGGGGUUAUGAUAUCCCAUCUGUGACCUCUCAGGACAUUUAUAUCUGUGUUUCUGCAGAGCAGAAUUGAGAUCACAUGAAAACUCAGGUCAUCAAUGGUGUUUGUUCUCUGGGUAUUUAUGGGGAUAUGUCAACCUUAAACCCAAAACCAUGUACAACCCCAAUUUAUGUGUUUUUGGAUUAUUCUGUUUGCUUGUAAAUAUAUAAUGUCAAAUCACAAAAACCUGUCAUGAGAAUCAAAAUGCACUUUCCUCCAGCUCUUUAAAGAUUACAUUUGUGGGUGAGAGUUUUCAUUUCCAGUGUUAUAAUUUAUUUUUAGCAUCUAUAUUCAGUUUAGUUUUUGCUCUUUUAAAAGUUUAUGAAGUUAUUAUGUCCCUAUAGAAAGAAAGUAAUAUGUCAUGGUCCCAACAACAUAAAAUAAAAAGUGGAAAAAAAGGUC
Ctenopharyngodon idella (grass carp) is the source of this 11423-nucleotide messenger RNA. It is a transcript of the gene cspg4, whose product is annotated as chondroitin sulfate proteoglycan 4. The transcript is spliced from 10 exons. NCBI's taxonomy places the organism in Eukaryota, Metazoa, Chordata, Actinopteri, Cypriniformes, Xenocyprididae. The coding region runs from base 137 to 7051 and encodes 2304 amino acids. The record is from RefSeq and is a predicted model, not a curated record.